AGAAGGAGGAGGAGAAGGAGGAAGGAGGGAGCAGCGACGCCGGGAGCAGCGGCCCAGGGGGGAAAAACCACUCACCAGUGCCUGUUUUCCUGAAAUAGGGAGGAAGGUAUGCUUCAGCCACUGCAGCGAAGGAGCAAUACCAAGUCUGAAAGAUCAGCAGUAAACAAAGGCAGAGUGAAGAAUUUGCCACGUCGUGACUGAAGGUAGAAGAAAAAAAAAAAAAAAAAACCAUAGGGAGAUCAGCUCAGCAGCAGAUAUUCCACAUUUGUGGAAUCCAGAGGCUUUGUGGGAGAUCUUUGUUGUCCGUUCAGAAGAACAGAAAAAGCUGUCACACGUCCAUAAUUGUGUCACCUAAAAUCUGGUACCAGCCRUAGUGUAGAUGGCUCAGCUUCCUCCUGGGAUUCGUUUCAUCACUUCAUUUUCACGAGAUCAGUGGUAYAGAGCUUUCAUUUUCUYUCUCACUUUCCUGCUAUAUGCCAGCUUCCAUCUGUCAAGGAAACCAAUUAGUAUAGUGAAGGGAGAGCUGCAUAAGCAUUGUGCUGCUUCACCUGAAGUUGAGCAGGACUCUUACAAAGAAUAUGCUGCACAGAUCCAGCCUGUCAAAAAGCCAUUUAAUGCCUCUCAGUGUGGUUGGGAGCCAUUUGAUAAGAGCAACUACAAACAGUUACUGGGAGCGCUGGAUUACUCAUUUUUGUGUGCAUAUGCAGUUGGAAUGUAUUUAAGUGGACUCAUAGGAGARCGGCUGCCCAUCCGGUACUAUCUGACAGGGGGGAUGCUCGCCAGUGGACUCUUCACUGCAAUGUUUGGAUUGGGUUAUUUCUAUAAUGUGCACAAUCUGUGGUUUUACAUAAUUGCCCAGAUAGCUAAUGGGUUGGUGCAAACCACUGGCUGGCCGAGUGUCGUUACAUGUAUUGGCAACUGGUUUGGAAAAGGAAGGAGAGGUUUGAUCAUGGGAGUCUGGAAUUCACACACUUCAGUGGGGAAUAUCUUGGGAUCCUUGAUUGCUGCUUACUGGGUGUCCACGUGCUGGGGUCUCUCCUUUGUGGUGCCUGGGGUCGUCGUGGCUGUGAUGGGGAUUGUUUGUUUCCUGUUCCUUAUUGAACAUCCUAAAGAUAUCAGUUGCUCCUGCACACCAUCCAGUCAUGGUCGUGAGCCCAGUAUUUCURCAGAGUUUGUAGUGAGUUCUAAAACCUUCCUGAACGGCUCCUCUCGGUGCAGAAUCCAGAUGCCAACCUUAAAUGCUAAGGAAAAUGGCAAACCUCAGGACCCGGAGAUGCAGCAUUUACUCACUGACUCUGAGAACUGCAGUGGGGCCACCGGGGAAGGAAGGCAUGGGACAUCAGCCAUCAGCUUCCUGGGGGCCCUGAGGAUACCUGGAGUCGUGGAGUUCUCCCUUUGUCUCCUGUUUGCAAAGCUGGUGAGCUAYACUUUCCUCUUCUGGCUUCCCCUCUACAUCACAAAUGUAGAGCACCUUGAUGCCAAAAGAGCUGGGGACCUCUCUACGCUGUUUGAUGUGGGUGGAAUCUUUGGUGGGAUUUUGGCAGGUCUCAUUUCGGACAGGCUGGAGAAGAGAGCRUCCACCUGCGGAAUGAUGCUGCUGCUGGCAGCACCCACACUGUACAUGUUCUCUGCAGUCAGUAAAAUGGGCCUUGAGGCUACUGUAGUGAUGCUGCUUAUCAGUGGAGCCCUGGUGAAUGGCCCUUAUGCCCUGAUCACCACUGCUGUCUCUGCUGACUUGGGUACCCACAAAAGCCUGAAAGGAAAUGCCAGAGCCUUGUCCACGGUGACGGCCAUCAUCGACGGGACAGGAUCUGUGGGUGCAGCUUUGGGGCCUCUCCUGGCUGGCCUUAUUUCCCCAUCUGGUUGGAACAACGUGUUCUACAUGCUCAUGGUGGCAGAUGCAUGUGCCUUGCUACUCUUACUGCGUCUUAUCCAGAAGGAACUUCAGUGUCAUGCAGAUCACACCCUAUUUAAAGAGCACUGAGCUACGAGAGCAGAGCUGGGAUGAGGAGAGUGCCAGCAGACAAGGCUCUUCCCUGAAAACCAAACUCUGUGGGACACCUUAAAUACAGAAUAAGAGUUUCUGCUUGGUGAAGAGCUUUGCAUGUUCACUGGGAGCAAUGUGAGACCUGCAGCUGGUAAAUCCCUGGAGCUCUGAUUUUUGCACAUGAAUCAGUACCUCAGGAUGGCACAGUCCAUCAGAAGAAGAGAUGGGGACUUUGGGAAGGUUUCAGCAGCACGCCUCAACUGAGCCAAAGACAAAAACCAAGUGCCUUUUUUAUUUCUUUUGAUAGGAUGUYUUUAAUUGCAGUUAUGAACUGUGUGUUUGCCAAAAAUGGAGGCAAAGCUAGAGCAGGAGGAAGUUGAGAUUUUAGCAGUCUACAGGUGACUGUUCUGGUGUCAGUGAGCAAAGUAUGAGUCUCUUGUGUCAUCCUGUGUACAUUGAGAGCACCACUUUAUAAAGGACAAUAUCAGCUGGUUAUUAAGGUGUGCUGCUAUUAGUGUUUGAAGCUGCUCAGACAAUAAUCACCCCACUGUAUUAGUAGUUUUUAGCUACAGUACUGCUUCCCAAGGACAGCAUCCAGCCUUUUGGUAGGUUAUAAAAUAGAAUUUACUCUUGCUGUGUACUGCAGUUAGCAGUUUUCACAGGUUCUCUGGAUGGAUGUUAGUCCUCCAUUAGGAUUGUGCAAAAAAAAAGGAGUCCUAAGCAACAAAAAUCAGUUUAUGAGUCAGAAUUUCCAGUGGGGGCUCUAAUGAUUUUUCAGGGCAUUAUUGAGGUUGUACAAACGUCACGGAAUUGUGCUGCUCUGCUGGGCUGGGCUGACAUGAGAGGUGUAUUUUUUGGGAGGCAGAGACCUGUGAGCUCAGCAGCACAGGACUGAGCAGAUGGAGCUGCUUUGGUGCCCACUGACACAGAGAUCUCUGGGCACUCGUGAUUUCAGUGUUGGUGUGUGCUCAUGGAAAUCAUCAUCAGAUCAGGGCCUUAAUAUCCAGAAAUCUCUCUCAAGUGACUACUUUCAAGUGGCCCUGGGUUUCAGAUCCGGAGCCAAAAUAUCAGAGAAGAAAAAUUACCUAGGUGGGUGGCAGUUUAUAAGAGAACAUUUGAGUGCUACCCAGCAGGUAGAUGGUUUAAUGUCUUCAGAACAUGUAAUUUCUUUGUACAGCURUCUGCUUUGCAAACAGAAUGUUUCUGUGAUUUUUUUUUAAGAUGUACAAAGUGAAAAGCAAUGKUUUUUUUUGUACGGGGUGUUUAUACUUGGCUCACAAAGAUUAGGUAAUUUAAACUGUGUGUUGUUCUUAAUGGUAUUUAUUGAAGCUCUAGGCCUUCUUGUUCUGUGCUCUGAGUUUUGUGAGACAAGGCAGUAAUCUUGACACUUGAUUAGCAAAAACACUCUGAAAGUGCUGCAAAACAGGCAGGAACUUCCCACCAGCUGCUGGUGUUGUGUUCCCUGUGCUGGCACAACACUGAAUUUCCAGGGCUGUUUUGGAAUUGCUCAGUCUCUGAGUUGCUUCACUGGUUUGAUCCAGCCCGUGCUUCAUGCCUGACUUGAGCAGUGUCAGUGUGCUCGUUUUUAACUGUUUUUUGCUGAGCAGAGCUGCAGGAAUGGCAUCAGAUCCCCAGGGACUUGAGGAAGGUGCCAGGUCCUUGCAGGGAGCUCUGGGAGGGUCCUGUCCCUGCCCUUUCCUGGAUGAAAGGUUCACCUCACACAUUUUGAGCAAACCAGGGGGGAUACUCAAUAGGUGAACUCAAAAAUCUGUGCUGUGCUUGGGCUGUGGUUCAGUGGGACAGAAUUGUGCAAGUAAUGUUACUUGAAAGGACUUGCAUCCCCUUGGAAUGGGAAACUGCCCCUGGAAUUUCAAGCUGCUCCUUGCUCAACCAGGCUGAACUUGGGGCACUGCUGAAACAGCCUCUGAUGGAGCAAAAAUAACAUUGCAACCCCAAAACAGCUGUCCUGGCACAACUUCAGUGGCUUUGUGGAGAGGGAGGGAUGGAUGUAGGACCGCUUCAGCUGGGGAUUCCAAUCCCUUCCCCCAAAAAUAUGUGUAGAGCUUUAUACUUGUUUAUUGAAACAAUUCAAACUCUGCUGCGCUCAGAUUUUGAGAAACUGUUCCCCUGUGGACUGAAGUCUGAGGUUAAAAAAGCUUUUGGUUGUAUUUCUAAAGAUAUUUAACUGUGUUUUGGGUUUUACUUGUUGGGGCUGCUGCUGUUAUUUAUUUAUUUAUUUGAAUAGCUUUGCACUGCAGUGACUCGGGUAUGGGAUAAUGACAAAGUUGGAGGUGCUGGGCUGAUCCUUUCCCUUCCAUCCAUUGUAGGCAGGAGUUGGGAUUCUUGCCCACAUCUACUUCUGUGCUCCUCUGCAGCAUUUCAGUUCCUCCCAGCUACAAAUUUGUGGGACAAAACAGUAAAAGAUUUGUUUUUCUUUUUUCAAAAACCCUAAGGGUGCCCCAGAGAAUGACUAGACUAUGUGUUUUGUUAGUGUCAGGUGUCUGUAUCCAUUAAUCUGGAAAUGGGCAAGGCUGACAGAAUGUUGUGUGUAAAAAUGUGAGUGACCAGUAGGUACAGCCAAAUUUAAAUACAACUGCAGGGUUGGUUUCUUGUUUUUUUUAAUGCUGGUUAUUGUGAAUUUUUUUCCAUUCACACGUCCUGUGUUGAAUAAAAUAGAUUCUGUUCUGAA
Malurus melanocephalus (red-backed fairy wren) is the source of this 4676-nucleotide messenger RNA. RefSeq names its product solute carrier family 37 member 1 (gene SLC37A1). Gene Ontology annotation, cellular component: endoplasmic reticulum membrane. Gene Ontology annotation, molecular function: glucose 6-phosphate:phosphate antiporter activity. Gene Ontology annotation, biological process: phosphate ion transmembrane transport; glucose-6-phosphate transport. The transcript is spliced from 22 exons. Bases 380 to 1984 code for a protein of 534 amino acids. The record is from RefSeq and is a predicted model, not a curated record. Lineage: Eukaryota; Metazoa; Chordata; Aves; Passeriformes; Maluridae.